GACCCGGAGCAUGACACGCAGGCGCGUCUCACUUUGCGUGGCGCUUGCGAGAGGUUGACACCGCAGCAGUGGUACAACCAAAAGUUCACCAGCGCUAGUGCCUUCUGGGCUAACAAGGGUAAGAGGGUCAAGAAGGAGUACUAUGUUGGUAACCAGCCUACGGAUGAAUGGGCAAUGACCAUUGAGGAGUACAUGUCGGUUUGUCCCGAGUGGGCCGAGCAGCAUAGGGAGGCAUGGGAGGAGCUGAUUAGGGCGAGGUGGCUCAGGGAGGAUGAGGAGUUUGCAGCCGUGUCGAGGCGGAACAUGGAGAACCGAGGCACCGGUGGCACACACUGCGCGGGAAACCGCGACUACACCCGCUACAAGGGGAAAAUGGUGGCCGAGGCAGCACCUGGGGUGGUGCUUCAUGAUGCCCAGAUAUAUGACAUGAUGCGGACGAAGAAGAAGCCCAAUCCCGCAUUGCCUCAGCCACAGUACUACGGCAAUGCCAAGGCCGCCAAGGAGGACUACUGCGACAUGGUCAAGUCUCGUCACCCCGAGGUGGAUGACCCCUUGAGCAUUCCGGUCGACGAGGAGUCGUUGGUCCUGUCGGCGCGCGGGCGUCCGCAUGGCCGUUACCCCUUUCUCGAAUAA
This is a messenger RNA of Lolium perenne, 633 nucleotides long. RefSeq lists its product as uncharacterized. The record is from RefSeq and is a predicted model, not a curated record. NCBI's taxonomy places the organism in Eukaryota, Viridiplantae, Streptophyta, Magnoliopsida, Poales, Poaceae. Gene Ontology annotation, biological process: transposition.